Molecule: messenger RNA, 2295 nt
Organism: Paramormyrops kingsleyae
Lineage: Eukaryota; Metazoa; Chordata; Actinopteri; Osteoglossiformes; Mormyridae
Gene: msx1b
Product: muscle segment homeobox 1b
Biological process (GO): regulation of transcription by RNA polymerase II; embryonic morphogenesis
Cellular component (GO): nucleus
Molecular function (GO): DNA-binding transcription factor activity, RNA polymerase II-specific; RNA polymerase II transcription regulatory region sequence-specific DNA binding
Source: RefSeq, a predicted model, not a curated record
UAACCGCUGUUCCGAGAAGUUGAGGAAACACGGGCGCAGUUCAGGACUGUCAGUUCAAUUAAAGUUGUAUGGCCCCAUACUCUUGUAAUAUGAAUCCUGUUCAGGGGUCUCCAUCCCAAGAGCUAAAUCUCCAAGAGAAAGGAAAUUCUGAGAAGGAAGACAUUAAACCAAAAGACAAGUUUUCCAAAGGAUGUAAAAGUAAAACCUUUAGUCUUCCUUUUAGUGUGGAAUCGCUUAUUUCUCACAGAACGACCUGCAGGGCGCAAUAUUCUUCCUUUGACGCAGAUUUGGGUGUAUCUAAGCCUGGCGCGGAACCAACUAAACAAAAUCUUCCGAGGACAAUAUAUACAGGGAGUAACAUAUCUGUGGACGGUUUUGCAAGUUUGUCGGAGUGCACCAGAAAUGAAAAUGAAGAAGUUAACGAAAAGGAUCAGAGACCCUGGAUCGAGACUUCGUCCUAUUCCGCUUCGCCUAGACAUUCCAGUCCAUCUCCGUGCCCCCUCAGGAAACACAAGAACAACAGAAAACCUCGUACGCCUUUUACGACAUCACAGUUGCUUUCUUUGGAGAGAAAGUUUCGCCAGAAACAGUACCUUUCCAUAGCAGAAAGAGCAGAAUUCUCCAAUUCACUUAAUCUGACGGAGACACAAGUCAAAAUCUGGUUCCAGAACAGGAGGGCUAAGGCCAAGAGACUCCAGGAGGCCGAACUGGAAAAGUUUAAACUCGCAACAAAGCCCCUUGUACCUGCCUUUGCCUUUCCCUUUCCUCUUGGUGCUCACGUAGGAUCUCCAUCAGUUUACGGACCUUCUAAUUCAUACCCAAGACCUUCCUUGCCCGUUCCCGGACUUUUUGGUGGACCUGUGACUUAUGGAAUGUAUUAUCUGUCUUAAACAAGUCAAACCUCAUAUAAAUACAUAAAGUUUGUACAGUCAUGUUUAUGAGCUCAUGUUGCCGGUGUGCGUAAAACACAGUGUGACUCGUAAAACAGUCAAAAUCUAAAUUCUAUUUUUUUUCUAAAGAAUGUAGGAACGUUACAAACCAUUUAUGAGUUCAUAUGCAUAGAGUUUUUAUACACUAUAUAAUUUCAACGAAUAUAAACGUGUUCUUUAACUUGGAACAAGGAAAUUGUCUUUUCGGGUGUGUAAAAUUGCAGGGGGUAUUACAUAUAAACUUACGGACUGCUCACAUUCUUUCUAUUUUUGCUUUUUUAUUUUUUGGUUAAAGUAAUUGUAACAUAAUAUAUACAGUUUGGGACAAAGUAGUUUUUGAUAAAAUUUAGGAAAAUAUAAAAUUCUAACAUAUAGGUUACAGUAAUACCUGCCUAAGUGAAGACGCGUCUAAGAUCUCGUUAAACUUUGAACUAUGAAUAGCCUAUAUGAACACACCUCGUAAAUGACAUGAACUUAAUUCUGACUGAGAAUUAUCGCUUGUAUAAUGUUUCGAUAUCCUUAGACUGAGAACCAAAGCCGAAUAGGUAUCCAGCUUAACGCAGUUUAAUCUUUUAUUGAAUGUUUCACCAGCAAACGAAGGGCAUUUGAGUGAAUCUACGGUGAAGACAACGGAAAGUGGCAAACUGAAUCGCCUUCUACGUUUUCUGCCUAAGCAAAGACUGUAACAUAGAGAUAAAAUUAUAUUUUUGGAGUCUAAAGAAGCAAAUCGUUUUGAAGAUGUAUUUUGCAGGGGAAAUGCUUACAUUAUUUAAUAUGUACCAUUUUUGAACACUACCGUUUUAUGACGAAUACAGCCGUAGUCGCACUUGUCAUUUUUUUAAUGCUUGAAAGUCUUUGCAGACACUGCUAUGCAGUUAGUGCAUUAACGUCUAUUUGCUUGUUUUUUAAAAUGUACAGUGUUGAACUAUUUUGAAGUAUUUUGAUACAUAUUUACAUUUAAGUAGUUUGACCGGCGCUGAAAUUCAAGGCAAAGAUGACAGCAAGGGAAUCGCACGUGUGUAACGCCCCUACGCAAGAGGGCCAUCAAGUUCAGAGAGCCGAAGAGAAUACAGAUGACAAAUUUAAGUAAUUGGCCUGAAUUUUGCAUUUAAAGAUUCGUUACUGACUAAUUGCACAUUCAUUUUCCUUGAGGAAUCACUAGACAGCCCUGGAUUUCUGCAAAAUGUAAUUCACUGUAUUACUGUAAACAAUAGACCUAGACCUUGGCUGUUGUCUGUUUCAGAAUCAAGACUGAUUGUUCAUAUUUAUAGAAUGUGUUUCAUAUGUGUUCAUGUAUAUAUGUUAAUUUGUACAGAUAAACCUUGUGUAAAAUAAAUAAAGCAUUUAAAUGUAUGUAGUGGACAUA